CAGGCGAUUGUUGAUUUUGCAUUCCAUUGAGACUCGAUUGACCUGCUUGUACAGUUCACCUCUAGAGAUGAGGUUCCUCUCGGUGUUGCUUGCGGCUGGAGCUGCCUCUGCCGAACUAUCCCAGAUACCCUUCCAAGCCACCCCAGAAGUCGAGGGCUUCCAGACUUUCCACAGCCAAUUCUCGGAGCAUCACUCUAUUCGCAUCAAACAGCAGCAGAACGACACAAUCUGCAAUGCGCACUCGAAGCAGUACACCGGCUGGCUGGAUGUUGGCGCCAAGCACAUCUUCUUCUGGUAUUUCGAGUCGCAGAACACGCCGUCCGAAGAUCCGUUGUUGCUAUGGCUCACAGGCGGUCCUGGCGGAUCGGGCAUGAUCGGUAUGCUCCAAGAAAAUGGUCCUUGCUUGAUUAACGAGCAUGGCAAUGGAACUGUCUACAACGAAUACGGUUGGAGCAAGAACGCCAACGUCAUCUAUGUCGACCAGCCAGCUGGAGUUGGCUUUAGCUAUGUCGAUGAGGGCAUACCAGUACCUGCAACCAGUUUUACCGCUGCGGAGGAUAUGCAUCACUUUCUGCAGCUAUUCACGAGCGACAUAUUCCCGAAACUGAAGCAUAAUGAGUUUCACAUUACCGGCGAAAGCUAUGCUGGUCACUAUGUGCCUACAUUGGGCGCUCAGAUCGUGUCUCAGAAUCAGCUCUACCCCAAACGACCUCAGGUAAACCUCAAGUCGAUCUUCGUUGGCAACGCCUACGUCAGCCCUCUCGACACGGCCUUUGGCUACUGGGAGACGCUUUGCACAACGAACCCCGGCCUCGAGGAACCCGUCUUCAACCAGACACGUUGCGACAUCAUGGCCACCCAUCUUCCUCGCUGCCUAGAAAUAGCACGUGUCUGCUACAAUCACCCUGAUCCAGCAAUAUGUCUUGCCGGCGAGGAGGUCUGCUGGAACGGCGUGAUUGUGCACUAUGAUGGCGAAUCCGGCGCGGGAGGCCGCAACCGCUUCGACAUUACGCAUCCUUGUGAGACAGGAGAUGAUCUCUGCUACCCCGAGAUCCAAAGGAUUGGCGAAUACCUCAAUCUACCCUGGGUGUAUGAAGCCCUGCACGUACCAAAAGCAGUCGGCAACUACAGUGUCUUUUCUGAGGCCGUUGCAAUUGCGUUCUCCUUGACAAAUGACGGGGGCCUCAGCACCCAGCCGCAGGUCCUGUACCUAUUAGAGCACGGCAUCGACGUGCUUUUCUACCAGGGCAAUUUGGAUCUUGCGUGUAACACUGCCGGCAACCUACAGUGGGCCAACUCAAUGCCGUGGAAAGGUCAGCCGGCGUUCGUUGCGCAGAGCAAGAAGACAUGGAAGGAUGGAACACAAGAGAUUGGCUGGUUCAAGGAAGUCAAGGUUAAGACUACCAGUGGUAGGGAGACGACCUUUGCACUCAGCACUGUCAAUGGAGCGGGACAUCUAGUGCCAUUCGACAAGCCAAAGGAGGCACUGGCUCUUGUGGACAAAUGGCUGACCGAGCGCAGUUUUGCAUAAAGUAUGUGUCAAUAUAGAUUGUGAAUAAACCAAGAACCAACAGCUCGAUACCUACCGAAGGAGCUCAGAAAUUGAAGAAGUUGUGUAACUCGCCGCUAGUGUGGGUCGCCAUAUUCACGGCAAAGCCG
This is a messenger RNA of Boeremia exigua, 1659 nucleotides long. Its product is annotated as Alpha/Beta hydrolase protein. Gene Ontology annotation, cellular component: fungal-type vacuole. The record is from RefSeq and is a predicted model, not a curated record. Lineage: Eukaryota; Fungi; Ascomycota; Dothideomycetes; Pleosporales; Didymellaceae. Bases 68 to 1531 code for a protein of 487 amino acids. Gene Ontology annotation, molecular function: serine-type carboxypeptidase activity. The transcript is spliced from 2 exons. Gene Ontology annotation, biological process: proteolysis.